AAAUUUCGUUAAUCUUCUCACUGCGAUCAAGUUCCAGAUUUCGAUCAUUCAAAAAUAGUUCAACCAAGGCAAUGAAGCUUAUUUCUUUGAUUUUUGUGGCUUGUGCUCUCAGCUGUAAAUUCGUUCACGGAGUGAAUGAUCCAAGAGAGCAGUUCGAAAUUAGAGAUGGAUACUGCACAAAUGCAGUAAUGGGUGAUUUGGUGUUCCAAGAUCACGUUCACCUGACUAGGAUCCCAUUUAUGACAAGGAAUACAACGACGCAAUGGCAUGGAGAUAAGAAUAUUUACUGUAUACUGGCGUUGAGUGCAAAACCGGCAUCGAAAGGAUCAACUGUGUUUGUGAAAGAAGGAGGUCUUGGUCACUCUUUUGUUACCUUGGAGUUCCACUCUACAAAAAAUCACGGUUUGGAAUACAGUGUCCAGGUCUUUGGAAAUUAAUUUAUGAAAUAUAAAUACAUUUAUUUAGGAGGAAUGUAGAAUAGAGCAUUGUAAAAUUUCAGCAGAGAAAUAUAUGGUGAAAAAUA
Leptinotarsa decemlineata (Colorado potato beetle) is the source of this 523-nucleotide messenger RNA. RefSeq lists its product as uncharacterized. NCBI's taxonomy places the organism in Eukaryota, Metazoa, Arthropoda, Insecta, Coleoptera, Chrysomelidae. The record is from RefSeq and is a predicted model, not a curated record.